Vicia villosa (hairy vetch) is the source of this 2708-nucleotide messenger RNA. RefSeq lists its product as uncharacterized. NCBI's taxonomy places the organism in Eukaryota, Viridiplantae, Streptophyta, Magnoliopsida, Fabales, Fabaceae. Bases 207 to 2657 code for a protein of 816 amino acids. The record is from RefSeq and is a predicted model, not a curated record. The transcript is spliced from 4 exons.
ACAAUCACAUCUUUUGGAUUCUAACUAAAAAAUGUGUUCUUUUUGUUAGUGAAGAACAUUACUCAAAAAAACAAUGAUGGGUUUUGGAUUUUGAGUUAGAACAUGUUUGGAAGACAAGUUUUGAAGAAAAUGAGGUUUUUGUGUUUUUUUUCAUAGUGAAACUGUGAAGUUGAAUUUUUUGUGUGUGUUGUGUUAGUGUUGAAGAAAUGAGUGAUGAUGUUAGUGUGAAUGGUUCUUCAUGUUUAGCAAUAACAGAAAAGAAGAACAAUGAAAAACAUAGUGGUGGUUGUGUUGGUAUUUUCUUUCAACUAUUUGAUUGGAAUAGAAGAUUCACCAAAAAGAGAUUUUUCUCCAAGAAACUUCUUCCUCCUGCUAGUGCAAAACAUGAUUCUAUGAACAAGUUUAAAGGAGAUGAGAAAAUGCCUAAUUCCAAGCUUCAUUUGAUUGCUAAUGCGAACAAUGGAGGUUUCUCGAAUGCCAUGGAAGGAGGAAAUUGUGUUGUCGAGGUAGAACGAAAGCAUGAAAUGAAAGCUCCGAGUAUUGUAGCUAGGUUGAUGGGUCUAGAAUCAAUUCCAACUUCAAAGAGAGAUCAUAAGUCCAAGACAUCUUCAUAUUUUGAUAGUGAAGAUGGUGAAGAGUCUUUGGAAAUCGGAGUUGCGAAUGUAAGUCAUGACUCAAGGCCUCAGAAGGUAAGGAAAACGGAAGCGAACGAAAAAAGAGCAAUGACUAGGUUUGGCGCUGAGGCAUUGCAAAUCAAGAAUGUUUUGUCACAAGUGAGAAAGUGUAAUCAUCAUCACAGUCACCGUCACGCUAAAUUUGUUUCACCUUUGAAGAGUCCGAGGGUUUCUUCGGGAAAGAGUGCAUCUCGAAGCUCAAGGUUGAUAGAAGCAGCUACUAAGAUCUUGGAACCUGGCUUCCAGGCUACAAGCAGAUCCAAAUAUUCUCUUAUAUCAUCUGUUUCUAAGUGUCCUCCUAAGAAUGGCAUUGUCACUGAUAUGGUUGGAACUCAGGUGGAAGCUAUACACAACCGAUCGUGUUAUAAUGUUGGCAUAGACAAGUCAUUGGUGGAGCAUACUUGCAAAAAUUGCGGUAAUUUGGUUGACGUUGAGAUCAACAAACCUACUGUUUCAGAUGUUUUCAUUGGCUUCUCUUCCGAAUCGGCGCUAAAAGGAAGAUCAUUCAAUCCUUCUCACGAAAAUGACAUAGUUCUUCUCAGAAGUCAAGAGAAGAUCAUAACUCUUGUUGAUGAAGAUGUUAAAAAGAAUGCUUAUUCUUGUAAUGAAUCUACUUCCAGAAGAAUCCACGUUCAUGCAAAAUGUGAUUCUUCUCAUCAACCGCCUGGAGGCUUAGAGGAUAAUGACUUUGAAUUCAAAACUCAAACACGAGAAAGGAUGUUAAGCGGUGAAAGAAUGGCUUUUAGAUUUGAAGCUAGAAAUAGUAAUAUGCUGAUGAAGAGAGCUUCAUCAGCUGCAACUGCAAGCACUGUGAGUGGAAGUAAAGACUUUGUUGGUUUGAAUCGUAGGCUAAGUGGACGAACUCGGACGGGGUCUCCUACCAAAUUGGAUAGCUGCAAUUUUGAUCUUGAGAGGAAAAAAAGGACUGAAAGUAUAGCUUCUGUCAAUUUGGUUACAUUGAAACAUAGAAAUGUUGGUUCAAAUACACAAGGAGGAAAAAGGAGAAACUUUGACGCUUUCUCUCCAAACAAUUCGAACGUCAAAUGUAGAAAAAGUGGUUAUCAAAAAACCGACAAGAUUAACGACAAUAAAAUCAAUAAGGUAGAGACAAGAAGUGCUAAUGUGAUUAAGACUUGUUUCCAAAGACAUCAUUCACCCUUGAGAGAAGAUGUUUUAGGUGCUUUUCUAGAACAGAAGUUGAAAGAAUUGAAAUCGAGGAAAAACGAGGAGUUGGCUAAUGGCGAUCAACCUAGAAGAUCAACUGUGUUGAUUCUUCAAGAAUUGAUAUCUGUUCUGAAUGCAGGCUCAGGGGCUUUUCACACCGGCUCUAUAAAUUGUUCAUACGAUCAACCAAAACGGUUUGAGCAUGAUGUCAAACUCAUAGGCUGUAAGAUACUGACAGAACUCGCUAACCGAAUUCAUAUGACAUUGCAAAGUUUAAACUCUUUUUGGCCAAGAUUGACAAAAAGCAAGCUCAAUCAUAUGAAAAAUGUCAUCUUCAUUGCUGAAUUGGUUCUUGGAAAUGUCACUAGACAAAGAGAGGAUCUGCCACAGCUUCUCAUUUCUUGCAUUCUUGUUGAUGAACUCGACAACAUGGCAACCGAUGCUGUGCGGAGAAAUUUCAACCGAAGCCAACUUAAGGGAUUUCUCUUUGAUUGUGUAAUUGAAUAUCUAGAAUCAAAUUGCUGCCAUAAUUAUUACAAUGUAUUUAGUUUAUGGUGUGCAUGGACAAAGGUUCCUUUCUGCAUGAAAGGUGAGAUUUUGGUUGAAGAGGUUAAGAGUGAGAUUAAAAAGUGGGAAGUUAUAGCCGGAAUGGAACCUGAAAAAAUAAUUGAUUGGGAGAUGAGUCACUCAUUGGGAAAAUGGACUGAUUUCAAUGUUGAAGCUUUUGAGUUUGGUGUUGAUAUUGAGAAUUAUUUGCUUCAAAUUUUGGUUGAUGAAAUUGUUGAAGACCUUGUAGAUUUUAGGCAUUGUACUCUUUGAACUUACCAAGAUCAUGUUAUUAUAACUCCUCUAGAUGUUCAUUAGAAUAUA